AUGACGGCCGUCGGCGAUGACGCGAAUGCGAAGCCUGCCGACCGUCAGUUUAGACGGAAGUACGCGCUGACUGACGUGCUGCGGACGUCUGCCGGCCUCGAAUACUCCGUUCACAGCUGCCCGCGGCAGUACAAGCAGGACAUGGAGUCCCUGUUUCCCGGGCAGGACGUGUCGAAACUUUUGAUUCUGCCCACGCAGCAGAGGGCGCGGGUGGAUCUGGUGAACACAGGCGAGGAGGUUGAGAGGGAGAAGGACCGCUUAUUGGAGACGUUUGCAGCGUUUGCGUCGGGCCUCGUGGAGAGUCUCUCUCAGCAGGGCCACUUCGCUGACUACAUUGACCCCUGCUCUGGCCUCCCUCUAAUGCGUCCCCUCUUCAACUCAGUGGCUGCAUUGCAUGCGUUGACCCUGCUCCAACCCCCCUGUGUGUGCACCCACAGCAUUCCCUGUGUCCCCUCGUGA
Closterium sp. NIES-65 is the source of this 459-nucleotide messenger RNA. The record is from the annotation of a GenBank genome assembly. NCBI's taxonomy places the organism in Eukaryota, Viridiplantae, Streptophyta, Zygnematophyceae, Desmidiales, Closteriaceae.